This is a messenger RNA of Silurus meridionalis, 2142 nucleotides long. It is a transcript of the gene prss35, whose product is annotated as serine protease 35. Lineage: Eukaryota; Metazoa; Chordata; Actinopteri; Siluriformes; Siluridae. The coding region runs from base 235 to 1461 and encodes 408 amino acids. The transcript has 2 exons. Gene Ontology annotation, biological process: proteolysis. The record is from RefSeq and is a predicted model, not a curated record. Gene Ontology annotation, molecular function: serine-type endopeptidase activity.
UCCAUUCCUGCUUCACCGGCAUCAAGUGCAGCCCAAACACACUCCCACUGCGCACACACACACACACACACACACACACACACACGCCCGGUGCAGGCUGCAGGCUGGAUUGUUCGCUGAUGUUCAGAUUGUAUCAUGAAAUAAAGCAGGACUUUCUCCUGGAAUAAAGCAGCAGCUGUUUGGAGAUCUUCUCCUCCACCAGGCUCUAUGAUCUAACAGGUGUGUGAAUUAGAGAUGGGCGCUGUACCACUAAGUCUCCUGCUCCCUGUAUUGCUCCAGCUGUGUAUAAAUCCAGCUGUGAGCUCAGGUGAGGAUGACUACACCUGGAUGCAGAAGAAGAUGCCGCUCUUGUAUGAAAAGCAAACGGUUCCUCUGAGGGUCUCGAGCUUCUCGGCCGAGCCUCUGUUUGAGCUGAAUGGAACGUGUGGGAUUGAGUGUCAGCGUGGGUUUCCGGAGCCGAGCCUGGAGGCCUUGCAGGAGAUGCUUUCAUACGAGACCAUGUAUGAGAAUGGCACACGCACGCUCACGUCUGUCACACUGCAGGAGUUCGAGCUCACGACCAGGAACGCAUCUUCAUCUUCCACGUCACGCCGCAAGCGCGAAGUCUACGGUCCAGACACGCGAUUUACCAUCUCUGAUAAGCAGUACUCCAUGAAGUAUCCGUUCUCCACCGCUGUGAAGAUCUCCACCGGAUGUACCGGCGUUCUCAUUUCACCCAGACACGUGCUGACGGCCGCUCACUGCAUCCACGACGGCACGGACUACAUCAGAGGAGCAGAGAAAUUAAGUGUGGGAGUUCUGCGUGACAAGAAGAAGGGAGGAAAGAGAAGACGAGGAAAAGGACGAAAGGAGGAAGGAGAGACAGAGGGAGUGGAAGUGGAGACGGGAGAAAAGAAACGCGAGAGGAAGUCUAAAGGCCGGAAGUCCCGAAGUAAACGGAGUGUUGCGGGGGGAAAGCCGACGUUCCGCUGGACACGAGUGAAAAAGACGCAGCUCCCUAAAGGCUGGUUUAAAGGCGUGUCUGAGCGCGCGGAGGCCGAUUACGAUUACUGCGUGUUGGAGCUGAAGAAGAAGCAGAAGGUGGCGCACAUGGAGCUCGGCAUCAUCACGUCUGUAAAAAAGCUCCCUGCGUCACGCAUCCACUUCUCAGGGUUUGACGACGAUCGGCCCGGAAACCUGGUGUACCGCUUCUGCUCCGUUUCAGACGAGUCCAACGAGCUCAUGUACCAGCAGUGUGAUGCCAAGCCGGGCGCGAGUGGAGCCGGCGUGUACGUGCGUCUCAAAGAGCCGGGCAAGAGGAAGUGGAAGCGGAAGGUGAUCGGGGUAUUUACGGGGCAUCAGUGGGUGAAGGUCAACGGAGAGCAGCAGGAUUAUAAUGUGGCUGUGAGAAUCACCCCACUGAAAUUCGCACAGAUCUGCUCCUGGGUACACGGAGACUCCAGCAUGUGCCACAACACCUAAUGGAGUUAAACUGGGGUAAUAGACAGGGAUAUUACCCCCAUUUACCCCCAACACUCGGCUUUUAUACGUUACAGCAGUGGAGUUUUCUGAACAGUGUGAGGAAGUAAAUCAGUUUAGUAAUUAAAUCAAAAUCCUGUCCUUUACCCCAUCUGCCCCAUCUCAUACCCCACCGGCCUAUCCCAAACCCCAUCUGCCCCAUCCCAAACCCCAUCUGCCCCAUCCCAAACCCCAUCUGCCCAUCUCAUACUACAUCCCAUACCCCACCGGCCUAUUCCAUACCCCAUCUGCCCCAUCCCAUACCCCAUCUGCCCAUCUCAUACUCCAUCCCAUACCCCACCGGCCUAUCCCAUACCCCAUCUGCCCCAUCCCAAACCCCAUCUGCCCAUCUCAUACCCCAUCUGCCCCAUCCCAUACCCCAUCUGCCCAUCUCAUACUCCAUCCCAUACCCCACCGGCCUAUCCCAUACCCCAUCUGCCCCAUCCCAAACCCCAUCUGCCCCAUCCCAUACCCCAUCUGCCCAUCUCAUACUCCAUCCCAUACCCCACCGGCCUAUCCCAUACCCCAUCUGCCCCAUCCCAAACCCCAUCUGCCCCAUCCCAUACCCCAUCUGCCCAUCUCAUACUCCAUCCCAUACCCCACCGGCCUAUCCCAUACCCCAUCUGCCCCAUCCCAAACCCCAUC